AUGGCGUUCAACUUCAACUGGUCGCCGCUCAUGGCAGACGCGGGCUUCUACACAAGGGCGCAGGAGCUGUUGACUGUUGCGCUGAACAAAUCGCCCAAACCCCCGAUUAUCGUCGACGAUAUCGUGGUGACCGAACUGAACCUGGGCUCCAACCCCCCAGAGCUAGAAAUCUUGGAAAUAGGUGAUCUGGCAGAGGACAGGUUUCGGGGUAUUUUCAAGAUGUCCUAUGCUGGAGAUGCGUUCUUGACCCUCAAGACCUGUGUGCAGGCGAACCCCUUGAAUACAUAUCUCCUUACUCGGCACCCCUUUGCCUCUCCACAACCACUUGCUGCUGCAACCGGUUUGACUAUCCCACUUCAAAUUACCCUCUCAGACAUAAAACUCUCAGGUUUCGUUAUUCUCGUCUUCUCGAAGCAAAAGGGCAUUACAGUCGUCUUUCGGAACGAUCCCCUCGAAUCCCUAAAAGUCUCGUCGACCUUCGAUUCGAUCCCUUUUGUCCGCGAUUACCUCCAAAAAGAAAUCGAGGGCCAGCUACGAAUACUCUUCAUGGACGAGUUGCCUGCGAUUAUACAUAGGCUUUCUUUGCGCCUAUGGGGAACGGAAUAUAGUGAACUGGAAACCACUUCGGCUCAAGUCACGAAUCCACCGCUUGAAGGACCAGGCCUGGAUCCUUUAUUGAAUCCCCCCGAGGAUCCCGUCGACGCAUCCGGGAACGUUCUGUCUACUUCGGAAAUCGCAUCCCUAUCUCUGGAUUCCGGCGUCGAGAUGCAUUCCCUCUUCUCCCGCAAGAACGUCCUCCGUCUAGCCGCGCUGACGGAUUCCCAGAGGACGCUAUCCUUAUUCACGCCUUCUAUCCAAGAAGUUGUUUUCAGAGCAUGGACAGGUUUGAUGGAGCAGGCUGACGGUCCCAGCGGCCUGGUCUCCCCCAUGAGUCCCCCGCUCUCCAGAACCCAUUCUCACGUCGCAACAUCGUCACUUUCACUCCAAGAUGCUGCAAGUCUGGCAUCGUCUUCGCACAGUCGACUGAGUCUUCCCUCAACAGGGUUUAGCGGAUACGGGCUCAGCAUGGGUGCUGGUCGUCACUCAAAGGCUCAUGCGAGGAAGCGAAAGAAGCGAGUCGUGGAUCUUCGACGACGGCCGAAGAAUACAGAUGAUAUGGAGAGCGUCAGCGGCGAAAGCGCAUUCACGGAGAGUACAAGUGCAGCCUCUGUAUUUUCGGGCUCAACCAUACCAGAAGAGAAUAACGAUGACCCCGUAACCCCUCCAGGUUCUCCACCACGUACGAUCAGACAACCAACCCUAUGUGACCCUAUCGUUGCCCGCAACGGUGCCGAAAGAAAUGCGCGGAGAGGCUCUCUCUCUCUCUUCAUAGUCUGGAAUUCGGACACGAUAUCCCUGCUUCCCGCACUACGCCGGCUACUGCCAACGAUAUAG
Molecule: messenger RNA, 1434 nt
Organism: Histoplasma mississippiense
Lineage: Eukaryota; Fungi; Ascomycota; Eurotiomycetes; Onygenales; Ajellomycetaceae
Exons: 2
Coding region: 1-1434 (477 amino acids)
Biological process (GO): mitochondrion organization; phospholipid transport
Cellular component (GO): ERMES complex
Molecular function (GO): lipid binding
Source: RefSeq, a predicted model, not a curated record